Molecule: messenger RNA, 681 nt
Organism: Patiria miniata (bat star)
Lineage: Eukaryota; Metazoa; Echinodermata; Asteroidea; Valvatida; Asterinidae
Exons: 3
Coding region: 1-681 (226 amino acids)
Source: RefSeq, a predicted model, not a curated record
AUGGAGGAAAAUGUUGGUAUAUUGGAAGGCUACCAAGCCAAGGUGUAUCCUCAGGAGGUCGUGGACGGGACAUACUUCUACAAAGCCGCCCCAGUCCCUAGUUGCUGUAAAGUCAGAAUUUGUGGCAACUGCAAGCUUACUGCAAAUAAAGUCUUGAAGCUAGAGCAGUACCCGAUACCGACUCUGGAUGAUCUUCUUCAAACAGCAAAAGGAGGCCAGAAGUACAGCAAGCUAGACUUGUCCCAUGCCUAUCACCAAAUAGAACUUGAUCCGUCAGCACGGAAAUACACCACCAUCAACACACAUAGAGGACUAUUCCAAUACACAAGGUUACCGUUUGGAAUAGCUAGUGCUCCAGCCCUAUUCCAGAGGACAAUGGAAUCUCUAUUGGCAGACAUUCCAAUGUGCAGGCCGUACUUGGAUGACAUCAUCGUUACUGGCAAGAAUGACGAGGAGCACCUGGCCAGUUUAAAAGCUGUGUUGUCCAGAUUGGAAGAGAAUGGACUGCGUGUAAAGCAGGAAAAAUGCACAUUCCUGCAGCCCUCCAUCGAGUAUUUGGGACAUGGUCUAAACAAGGACGGAAAAAGUCCAUUGCUGAAGAAACUGGACGUCAUCAAGAAUGCAGAGAGACCUACAAACCAAACUCAGCUGCAAGCCUACCUAGGACUUCUAGGUUACUAA